AUGGUGACGAUCAGCGAGUCCGAGCGCGAGGGGUUCGACGAUGUCCUGGGCAGCGGAGGCAUCUUCCGCAAGAUGUUGACGGUCAACACGGACGGCAUCCAAGCAGAAUUCGGAGAGGAAGUGGGCGUCAAGUACUCGACGUGGGUGCUCAAGACCGGGCAGAAGGUGGUGAGUGAUGAGGCCAGGAAGUUCCGCAUCGGAGACGGCGAGGUGAUGCCUGCGCUGGAGCUCGUGGCCAAGAUGAUGCACGUCGGAGAAGUGUGUGAGGUGCGCUGCGACGCUCGCUUCGCCUACGGAGACGUGGGGCUGGAGCCGCACGUGCCCCCCGGAGCCGAGAUGAAGCUCGUGGUGGAGCUCUGCCGCGUGGGGAAGAAGAUCACGGCCGAGAUGAGCUCCCAGGAGCUGAUCGUUGAGGCCACGCAGAAGAAGGAGAGCGGCAACCGCUACUUCAAGGAGAAGAACUACGAGCAGGCGGCCAAGCUCUACAAGCGCGCGCUCAAGCUGCUGGAGACGUGGGAGCACUCGGAGGAGGACGCCGCGCAGUGCAAGGAGCUGCUCAUCGCGCUGGGCAACAACGUGGGCAACGUGCAGCACAAGCUCAAGCAGUACAAGGAGGCGCGCCAGUCCAGCCUGGAGGUGCUGCAGCUGGAGCCGACCAACAUCGCGCUUGAUCAGAACGAGUUCGACGAGGCCAACAUGUUCCUGCGCAAGGCUCUGGAGAUCGAGCCGAAGAACGCCAAGGUGCGGCAGCUGCUGGUGCAGCUCAAGAAGAAGAAGCGCGACCAGAAGGCGCUCGAGAGGAAGCUGUACGCGAAGCUGGGAGGCAGCAAGCCUGCGGACACUGCCGAGACGAGCAAGGUCGCUGCGCUGGUGGCGCGCGUCCGGCAGAACCCGGCACUUAUUGCAGCUGUAGUCACAGUUAUCAUCGCGAUCCUCAUGUACGUGUACAUCGGCAAGCCGAACUACGCCAUUGAGGAUAGCGACAGCAGCAACGGCGACAUCGAAACAGAAUAG
Phytophthora sojae is the source of this 1014-nucleotide messenger RNA. RefSeq lists its product as hypothetical. Gene Ontology annotation, molecular function: peptidyl-prolyl cis-trans isomerase activity; protein binding. The coding region runs from base 1 to 1014 and encodes 337 amino acids. The transcript has 4 exons. Lineage: Eukaryota; Oomycota; Peronosporomycetes; Peronosporales; Peronosporaceae. The record is from RefSeq and is a predicted model, not a curated record.